AACAAAUAGACACCUGAACUGUAUUCGGAAACCGACGGAAUGCAGGUAAUUCUGUUUGCAGCUACAGUGCUCUUUACGCACGACCUCGCCGUAGCUGAGCCGAAGACGAAAUGUCCAUCCAAGUGUGAUGUGAGUAAAUGUCCGAGCCCGAGCUGUCCGAGCGGUUAUGUGCCCGACCACUGCAGCUGCUGUCUGGUGUGCAGCCUGGGCGAGGGCGCGCAGUGCGGGCGGAAGGAUGAUGCUCCGUGUGGCGACGGGCUAGAAUGUAGAUUUCCAGGCGGUAAGCGACUUUCCAAAGGUGUUUGCCAGUGUAAGAAAACUCACAGAGUGUGUGGCAGCGACGGAAAGACCUACGGGAAUGUGUGCAAGAUGAGGGUAGCCGCGCUUGAAGCGCAACAGCGAGGGCUCCCCGAAAUAACCCAAACUCACAAGGGUCCAUGUGCACCAUCAAGCUCAGGUCCUGCACAUCUGAACAGCCCAAGAUACAAGUUUAACUUCAUCGCUGAUGUGGUGGAGAAGAUUGCCCCUGCUGUGGUACAUGUCGAGCUCUUCCUCAACCAUCCGCUGUAUGGCCGUCAUGUACCUCUAUCAAGCGGUUCUGGAUUUAUAAUGACACAAUCCGGUCUGAUUGUGACCAAUGCUCAUGUGGUUGCUAGCAGCGCACCAGUCACAGGCCGCCAGCAUCUACGAGUGCAGCUACACGAUGGCCAGACAUACGAUGCCUCCAUCAGAGACAUUGACAAGAAGUCUGAUAUUGCCACUAUCAAAAUUAACCCAAAGAAAAAAUUGCCAGUGUUAUCACUGGGUCAGUCUGCUGACCUGAGGCCUGGUGAGUUUGUGGUUGCCAUUGGCAGUCCAUUUGCGCUUCAGAACACAGUCACAACAGGCAUCGUCAGCACAACACAGAGAGAUGGAAAAGAGCUCGGCAUCCGUGACUCUGACAUGGACUACAUCCAAACUGACGCGAUCACCAAUUAUGGAAACUCAGGAGGUCCGCUUGUUAAUCUGGACGGUGAGGUGAUCGGAAUAAACACACUAAAAGUGACUGCGGGGAUCUCUUUUGCAAUUCCAUCAGACCGAAUCAAUAAAUUCCUUGAUGAAUCUAACGAUAAAGAGCAGAAAGAUGUAAAAGUCCCAAAGAAAAGAUUUAUUGGAAUCAAAAUGGUCACUUUAACAGAGAACCUAGUCCAGGGAUUAAAAUGGCAUAAACCAGACUUUCCAGAUAUCGGCAGUGGAAUUCUUGUCCAUGAAGUUGUCCCAGACUCCCCAGCUCAGAAAGGUGGGCUCGAAACAGGUGAUAUUAUAGUGAAGCUAAACGGCCAUCCUUUGGUCAACACUGGAGAACUACAGGAGGCGAUUCAGGAAGACAUGCCCCUCCUUCUGGAAGUGCGGCGUGGUAAUGAUGACCUACUAUUUAACAUUGAGCCUAAUAUCCUCAUGCAGUGACAACGUCAGAGAUGGGGAAUCAGGAGUGAUCAGAAGGACAAACACAAGUGAAGCAGAUUGCUAGAGACCUAAGUGUGCUCGAGUUUCUACAGAUGAAUGAAGUUAGAGGAGCAGAUGUCAUUGCAUCUGGGUUUCAAAGGACAAAUGAAGGAAAAAAGAACAAUUGCCUACCGAACUAUUUUUGACCAUUUAAAAAAAAAAACUGAAUGUUUUUGGCACAUGAAGUGUAUUAUUUUAAAUGUAUAUGAUACUGUUGCUUACAGGAAAUAACACCAGUCACAGUGUUCUUUGCACACAGCUUUUGUCAAGGCAAUGGCUGAUAUUGUUUAUCAGUUUUAUUGAAAGCAUAAUAUUUGUAAAAUGAAUAUGUAUUUUGAUAAGUGACUCAGAUAUUCUUUUUUAAAGUUGACUUAAAGUGUCUGACAGUUUUACAAUUUACAAGGACUUUAAUGAUUGUAAUCAAAUGUUUAGGAUUAUCACAAUUAUUUUACUUAUUUGUACCACACAGUGAAUUCUGGAGCAGGAACAGC
Molecule: messenger RNA, 1976 nt
Organism: Sinocyclocheilus rhinocerous
Lineage: Eukaryota; Metazoa; Chordata; Actinopteri; Cypriniformes; Cyprinidae
Product: serine protease HTRA3-like
Exons: 9
Coding region: 40-1446 (468 amino acids)
Biological process (GO): proteolysis
Cellular component (GO): extracellular region
Molecular function (GO): protein binding; serine-type endopeptidase activity
Source: RefSeq, a predicted model, not a curated record